ACCCACCACUCCCGCGUGGGCUCUCCGCCCCUGCUCCGCCCAAGACCCCGUGGAAAUCAAAUAGGCAUGAAGGGAUGCACACAGGGUCACAGGCAGCAUGCUCACCUGUGUCACAGCACUGCUGCUCCUGGCGCUGGUGCUGGCGCUGGCAUGGUGGGGCUGCGGUACGCGCCGCGCUCGGACGCCGGGGCCCCUACCUCCGGGGCCCACACCUCUCCCACUGCUGGGAAACUUGCUGCAGCUGGAGUCUGGGCGCCUGGACCGUGCACUCAUGGAGCUCUCCGGCCGCUGGGGCCCGGUGUUCACAGUGUGGCUGGGCCCGCGCCCUGCAGUAGUGCUGUGCAGCUACGCGGCACUGCGGGACGCGCUGGUGCUGCAGGCGGACACCUUCUCCGGCCGCGGGGCCAUGGCCGUCUUUGAACGCUUCACUCGCAGAAACGGUAUCCUGUUCUCCAAUGGGCAGCGCUGGCGGACCCUGCGCAAUUUUACCCUCGGGGCCCUGAAGGAGUUCGGGGUGGGGACGCGGACCAUCGAGGAGCGCGUCCUGGAGGAAGCAGUUUGUCUGCUUGAUGAAUUUCAAGCCACCGCAGGGGCCCCGCUCAACCCCCGGCAGCUACUGGACAACGCUGUAGCCAACGUUAUCUGUUCCGUGGUCUUCGGGCACCGCUAUGGCUACACGGACCCGGAGUUCCGGCGGCUCCUGGACCUCUUCCAUGACAACUUUCGCAUCAUGAGUUCCCGAUGGGGCGAGGUCAUAUUGGGAUCCGCAUCUGCCCAGAUAUACAAUAUCUUCCCCUCCCUGCUGGACUGGAUCCCAGGCCCGCACCACCGAAUCUUCGGAAACUUCACGGAGCUGCGGGUCUUCAUCUCCGAGCAAAUCCAGCGGCACCGGCAGACGCGGCAGCCCGAAGUCGCCCGCGAUUUUAUCGAUUGCUUUCUCGCCCAGAUGGAUAAGGUUCAGGAACAGCAGGAUCCGGAGAGCCAUUUUCAGAGAGAGACGCUGGUGAUGACGACACAUAACCUUUUCUUCGGCGGCACCGAGACCACCAGCACCACCCUGCGCUAUGGGCUUCUCAUUCUCGUCAAGUAUCCAGAGGUGGCAGCCAAGGUGCAGGCGGAGCUGGACGCCGUGGUAGGUCGGGCGCACGCCCCGCGCCUGGAGGACCGCGCGCGCCUUCCCUACACUAACGCCGUGCUGCACGAGAUCCAGCGCUUCAUCAGCGUGCUCCCGCUGGGGCUGCCUCGCGCCCUCACCCGCGACGCCCACCUGCACGGCCACUUCCUGCCCAAGGGCACGUUCGUGAUUCCUCUGCUUGCGUCAUCGCACAGAGACCCCACCCAAUUCAAGGACCCGGACUGCUUCAACCCCACCAACUUCCUGGAUGACAAGGGAGAGUUCCAAAGCAACGAUGCCUUCAUGCCCUUUGCCCUGGGUAUGCGCCUGGAGGGAGAGGACCGGCCUGGCCUGUCCCAAGUGCAUGGCAGGGAGGAGGGGGAGGGCCUCACUGUGCUCCUGCACCCCCAGGAAAGCGGAUGUGCCUGGGCGCAGGCCUGGCGCGCUCGGAGAUCUUCCUCUUCCUUACCGCCAUCCUGCAAAGGUUCCACCUGCUCCCUGUGGGGAGCCCGGCCAAUAUCGACCUCACCCCGCAGUGCACUGGCCUGGGCAACGUGCCCCCAGUAUUCCAGCUCCGCCUGGUGGCCCGCGGAGGCCUGUCCCCCGCCACACACACUCAAUAAAAGCCCCUAACUGCA
Oryctolagus cuniculus (rabbit) is the source of this 1752-nucleotide messenger RNA. The record is from RefSeq and is a predicted model, not a curated record. NCBI's taxonomy places the organism in Eukaryota, Metazoa, Chordata, Mammalia, Lagomorpha, Leporidae.